GGGCGGAUCUUACGGUCAGGGUCUCGAUCUGACGCAGUGCAUCCCAUUCCAGCCGCUCAGCAUCACACCGGCCUGGACCGCACCACAGACGAGCACACCGUCUACCGGAGAGAUGUAGUCAUGAACCAUCCACAUUAUAUCAGCUAAACGAAGUACCACCGACAUCUAGCUUAUUGUUUACUCCUUGGCUGUUAUCCGAAUCGCAGCGCGCCCAACCCUCAAAAUGGCUGAGAUGACCGAAAUCGGCGCGGCGUACGACAUGUCUCCAGUGCUGGCAGGGUUUAUUGGUGCUGGCGUGUUGGUGGUUGCAGUCUUUGCAUUAAUCUACCUGUGGACUUGCUGUCAGAAACAUUACAACAGGACCAACUACAAGCUCCAUGGCAUCCAGUCGGAACACAGCGAUCCUCUCACAGACCCUCCGUACAAAUUUAUCCACAUGCUGAAAGGGAUGAGUAUCUAUCCUGACGCACUUACCAACAGCAAGAGGAUCAUUCGAGUGGCACGUGAAGCCAGAGCUCAACCCUCUGACCGGUUGCAAGGUAGCAAGGGGCGCCCAGUGGUGCUAGUAAAUAUGGAUUCGGCAGCAGAAAGUGGCUUGCUUGGAGAAAAGCAAAUGAGGCUUGAGGAACGUGGGCAUGAGGUUUCCAGGCUGGAGAGGGAGCUUCCGGUGCGAGCUGAUUACUGCUGCUUGGAUAGCAGCUCCGCAAGCAGCAGUCAGACGUCCAGCACUACGGUUUCCAGUACUGCUACACCCUUUACCCCCGCAGAUGAGCCCAGCCGGGGAGACCUCAGCAUUGCAAUCGACUACAACUUCCCCAAGAAGGCCUUGGUGGUCACUAUCCUGGAGGCUCGUGGUUUGCCAGGAGUGGAAGGUCAGACAGGCAGUGCCGACCCAUACGUGAAGAUGACCAUUCUUCCUGAGAAGAAGCAUCGAGUGAAGACUCGGGUUUUGAGGAAGACUCUGGAGCCUGCGUUUGACGAAACCUUCACGUUUUAUGGCGUACCGUACAGCUCCUUGUCAGAUCUCACGCUGCACUUCUUGGUAUUGAGCUUUGACCGUUUUUCACGAGAUGAUGUGAUUGGUGAGGCAAUGGUUCCGCUGGCUGGCGUGGACCCGAGCACAGGACGGGUUCAUAUUACACAACAGAUCACAAAGAGAAACAUGCAGUGUGUGAGCCAUGGAGAGCUGCUGGUUUCUCUUUCCUAUCAGCCUGUUUCUCACAGACUCAGUGUGGUGGUAUUAAAAGCAAAACAUCUUCCAAAACUGGACAUCACUGGCUUGUCUGCAAAUCCUUAUGUGAAGUUGAAUGUGUUCUACGGCCACAAACGCAUUGCCAAGAAGAAAACGCAUGUGAAAAAAUGCACGCUCAACCCCGUCUUUAACGAAUCCUUCAUCUAUGACGUGCCAGCGGAGUUGCUCCCUGACAUCUCUAUUGAGUUCCUGGUCAUGGACUUUGACCGCACUACUAAAAACCAGGCAUUGGGACGCCUUGUGCUCGGUGCAGACAGCCCAUGCCCUUCAGGUGCUGCCCACUGGCAGGAAGUCUGUCAAAACCCACGGCGCCAAAUCUCAAAGUGGCACACACUCAAUUAACAUUAGAGCUUCACAGCAACACUCUCUCUCCACACACACACACACACACACAGUCAAACACAGGCACACAGGAAACAUUUCUGAAUGAGAGAGAGAAAGAGUUCUGGGAAAAGAUGCCUUUGUUACCACCCACAACAUGGUAACUGAAAUUCAGGAGGACUUGUAAAAAAAAAAGGACUUACGCCAACUUUUACAUCAUUGCUGAUACGAUGAUGGGCCUCGGAAAUGAAUCUUUUUUAAAUUACAAGGACACAUUAACCUAAUCACAAAUACAUAGAAGAUGAAUAAUAAAACGAGACCAAAAUAUAACAAACUGACAGACUGUUAGGAGUUCUUGUGGUUUGGGAUUGUAUAGCUGUUCUCAAGAAACGUAUCGCAUGUCUUAAUGCUCCGUAUUUAAAUCCAGAAUUGGACAUUAUGUGAUGUUAUGCGCAUUACACAGGUUCUUUUUGAAGGGGAGCUUGUGAAAAAAACAUCUUCUGAUAUGUACUGAUUAUCUCCACUGUAUGAGCAAUGCACCAAAGUGACGCAGAGGUUGUAUGAUCUACGUUAAAGUAUGAUUUGUUCCGUUCUGCUUUGGCUGGAGAUGUUACGGAGAUUCCUGCUGUGUCACAUUCUCCUCAGCUAUUAGUCCAGUCAUGUGAUUGUACAACAAUAACCUUUUUGGCAGCACUUCGGGCCUGAUUUAUUGCUUGGGCAACAAUUUCCUCAUACACUUUGAAUAAAUCAGGCCCUGAAAAACCUCAGUCUACACUGCUAUGCUACAAACACACUCUGAAUGUCACUUUCUGUCUGAAUUUCAUACAUCAGAGCUUCACUUCACCAUAAAACAGAGGUUCACUGUGUUGUAGACUUGACUAGCCCAUGUCAUCGGAUGCUCUUUUUAUAAGAUGAAUUGGAUCUGCUGUCAUUUUAUAUCCUGUGUGAUAUAGAGAUAGACAAACAUGUGUGCUUGUAGAACAAAGCUGCAAAGCUUUGGUAUCAAUAAGGAGGCUUUCUGAGCCAUUUGAUGUGACCUUUAGGAAAAGGAAGGUAUGUAGCAUUUUAUCCUUUGUAUUUCUGUCAUUUGCAUACCUCCCUCUCCUCACUUCCCCCAUUUCUGUAUCUCUUAUGACGAGAACGUGUAUAAUAACGUGAUUCACACUGGUAGCCUGAGACUUUCUGACUGGUGCUCCUUACUUUGAAUUUACUUUCAUUAAGUCUACAGUCUAUGUCUGGGAUAGAAUGUUGUGUGUCUUAUGAAGUCAGAAUUAAGGCUGAUAACUUUUUGUCUACACCAGACACGAGCAGCACAGCCCAAUCAAAGACAAUAAAAACCAUUACAACCACUGAAUAAAUCACAAGGGAACAAAUUCCCAACAAUAAACUGAGGCCCGGUUUCAUUUCUGAAGAAUAGAUCGUUCUUUUCACUGACUAACCAAAUUAUAUUUGGUUCCUUUAAUGAUCCUGCUUGUGCAUUUCUUUAACGCGGGAAGAACACUAGUAAAAAAAUGAAAUCCAUGAAUCAAACAUACACUGCAGUUAAGUCUGAUUCUAGAAAUGAUUUGUUUUAAAUGUAUCAAAAGACAGCGACAGUAACUAAUCAGCAUGGUGAAUGGCUGGUUGAUCAUAAGACAAACUGUACUUAAAGAUACAAAAGAUGCAUUUUGUCAGGAUAAUUUCACGACAGUUAAUGGACUGCAAUUAUGCUGCUACAAAAUGCAGAGAUAACGCAAUCAAGCCCUCACCCUUUAACGCCUCUGCUUUUUUUGUGGAUGAGGUUGCCCUGAUGGCAUUUACUAGAGCUUUUUGAGCAAGGAGAAUGCAUUGCACUAGGCAUGACAAGCUGGGAAGAGACCCAGAAUGAACCUAGGACACAGGAAGGAUUAUAUCUAGAGCUGAAGGAAGUUGACAAAAUAAAGUAUGUUUAACAAAGAUUUAGUCCCAUAUAUUCAGAAAACUAUUAAUAAAUAAUCGAAAAAAUCUCUUAACUCAUUUAUUUAAUACUGAAAUUAUCUCAUUUGACAAUUUCCCCCAAAAAUGUAUUCCUAAAACUGCAAAAAAAGAGUUAAUUUAGAUUCUCAUGUAGGAAAUGUGCCCAGGAUUGAAGCAGAAUCAGAAAAGCAGGUACUAUUGCCCAAAUCACAUAUUGUUAUUUCUCUAACAUAGAUUACGCACACUCCCGCUUAAAUACCCACAUAUUAGCAAAUUGUGGUUGACAGUUAAUAUAGCAUAUGGUUUCUCUAUCAUUGAGAUGCUUUUUCUGAAUGGAUCUUCUUACAUGUUCAAGUCACGCUUCCUGUAUAAAAGCACACUCUAUCCACCUAGCAAUCUCUUUCAUGUGGAAAAUCACUGAUAUGCCAAAAUAGAAUGAUAGAAACGAUUAUUUGGAGAACCUAAAACACACAGGUAGAAUAAUAAUAGUAAUACAGGAUAGAUACAAAUAAUAAAAUGUGAAACAACGUUCCUGUGACCUAAACACAAUUUAUGUUCAAAACUAAAUUGGCAGGACACUGUGCAAAAUGUAUUAGUGCAAAACAAUAUCUUGUGAAUAUUUGACAUGAUGUAAUGCAAAAUGCUGUGAGAUCUCUGCUGAUGUUACACACCCACCUGUAUGUUAGUGUUCUUAACACCCACUGAAUGUGCAAAAUAAACGUGAUACACAAGUGAA
Messenger RNA from Danio aesculapii, 4244 nucleotides. RefSeq names its product synaptotagmin XIb (gene syt11b). Gene Ontology annotation, molecular function: calcium-dependent phospholipid binding; clathrin binding; SNARE binding. The transcript has 4 exons. Gene Ontology annotation, biological process: cellular response to calcium ion; vesicle fusion; calcium-ion regulated exocytosis. Gene Ontology annotation, cellular component: axon; membrane; synapse. NCBI's taxonomy places the organism in Eukaryota, Metazoa, Chordata, Actinopteri, Cypriniformes, Danionidae. The record is from RefSeq and is a predicted model, not a curated record. The coding region runs from base 224 to 1594 and encodes 456 amino acids.